GUCAAGGACCCACUUCCAGAUCGACUCUCCUUCCUCUCCAGUCCGCAUCUCUUUCAACUUGAUCAUUAUCUUGAAGACAAUUCCUUCGUGAAAAGAAUAUCAGUUCGGAAGUCGGCUUCAAAUUUUUUAUUUGUUUCAUCAAAGUCAACCUUAAUUUCAAAAUGUCAACGCCAAAACAAACAGUACUCUUGAUCGGCGGAACAGGGGCCCAAGGCGUCCCAAUCGUGAAAGCCCUCAUCCCCGGCGACAGCUACAACGAAACAUCUCUCCACUCCGCCUUCGAGGGCAUCGACAUCGCCUUCGUAAACCUGAACGGCUUCGCCAUCGGCGAGAAGGCCGAGAUCUACUGGGGGAUCCGGAUCUUCGAGCUGGCGCGCGAACACCGCGUGCAGCACUUCAUCUGGGGCUCGCUCGCCAGCUCGUACAAGGCCAGCGGGUACCAGGCGCGCUUCCGGACCGGGCACUUCGAUGGCAAGGCCAAGGUCGCGGAUUGGAUUUCGGCGCAGGAGAUAGGGGAGCGGGGAAUGAGGUGGAGUGUUCUGACGAGCUGCAUGUAUCUGGAGACCUUCGCGGAGAUGCUGGCUCCUGCGCAUGAGACGAUUGACGGGGGCGAGGUGGUGGUGUUCAAGGCGCCGGUUGGCGGGGGAACUCCGCCGUUCAUUUAUUUGGAGGAUUUGGGGAAGUAUGCGAGAUGGAUGAUUGAGAAUCCGCAGAGGAGCAGCGGUUUGAAUUUAAGGAUUGCGACGGCCAAUGUGGGGUGGGAGGAGGUCGCGAGGUCCUUUACGGAGGUCACGGGCAAGAAGGCGAUUUUCAGGGAUCUUUCUCUGGACGAGUAUUUCGCGUCUGGGAUCUUUGGACCUGCGGACAGGAAGGUGGGACAUUCGGUCGGGCAUGAUGAUGAUACCUUGCAGACGUACAGAGAGAACUUCUCCGGAUUUUGGAAUACAUGGAGGGAGGAUGUGCUGAAGAGGACCGAGAAGGACUUUGAGUUGAUGGAUGAGAUCUUACCAGAGAGAGUCAGCAGUGUCGGGGAGUGGAUGAGAUUGACGGGGUAUAAUGGGGAGAAGAGCAAUGUCUUGAAGGAUUACGCUGACGCGGGAGGAAAGAAACCGCAAUGA
Messenger RNA from Hyaloscypha bicolor E, 1118 nucleotides. RefSeq names its product NmrA family protein. The transcript is spliced from 2 exons. The record is from RefSeq and is a predicted model, not a curated record. The coding region runs from base 162 to 1118 and encodes 318 amino acids. Lineage: Eukaryota; Fungi; Ascomycota; Leotiomycetes; Helotiales; Hyaloscyphaceae.